AUGUACGGCGGCACACCCGGAGGUCCUGGGUUCGAGUCCCGGGUCGGGCCAAGUUUAGUUAUUGAUUCUUUCUGUAUAGUAAGCCUCAGUAGCCCGGAGUUGGGAAGUUGGCGGUGUUUCACCCCCGUGCCUCAGGGAGCACGUAAAGCCGUCGGUCCUGCGCCCCGGUCGUGUCGAACAGAUGUCCCACCGGAGUAUGACAGUGACAGGAAUAAAGAGUGCACUUGUGUCUGCGCGUACACUUGUGCACUA
Messenger RNA from Brenthis ino (lesser marbled fritillary), 252 nucleotides. NCBI's taxonomy places the organism in Eukaryota, Metazoa, Arthropoda, Insecta, Lepidoptera, Nymphalidae. The record is from the annotation of a GenBank genome assembly.